AUGGCUGACCCAGAGGUGGAUGUCAGAAUCGAGCUUGAGGAUGAGGUUCUAGAGGCUCCACUAACAGGUGGAGGAGAGACUGGAGUCUCACACGAACACGUUGGCAAGAUUCAAGAAAUGGAAAAUGCUAAAUUAGAGGUGGUAUCUGUUGGAGAUCAUCUAUCUGUUGGAGAUCAUGAUCUUUCUGCUUCCACUCCUCCACUUGAGAGCCAAAAUGAAGAAAACAUCAUCGAUAACCCAGGCUCUGAGAGUGCAGAGCAGACAGAACCUUCCAACAAUGUCCAAGUCCAAUGUCCAAGUUCAGGAAUGCCUGUUACUAAAGUCCAACCAUUUCUGUCAGUGGGUCUAAGCUGUAGAGGGAAGUUCCGGUGCAGCUCAUCUCACUGUGUCAGCAUCUCAGCACAGUGUGAUGGACAUAUAGACUGUGAACAUGGCGAGGACGAGCUCAGCUGUGGUGCGUACAAUGCUGCUCUCGUGCGUGUGAGUGGAAAGCGUUCAGUGCUGCAGGUGUUAAGUGGAGGAGUCUGGAGCACUGUGUGUUCUGAAACAUGGGACUCUGAUCUGGGCUUCUCUGCCUGCAAACAGCUGGGAUACUCCAGUUAUGUGGAGUCUGGUUCCCUUCUUCUCACCUCGAUUGAACAAGACCUUCAGGACAAUCUAGUGUCUAUCAUCCCAAGCCAGCUGAAUCCCCUGCAUCCGAUCAAAAUACACAACAUAACCACUCUGAGUAAAACUGAAUGUACAUCAGGCAAAAUCAUAACUUUAAGAUGCUUGGAGUGUGGCUCCCGGCCUCAGUACAGUGCACGUAUAGUUGGGGGAAAUCUGUCUCAAGAAGGUCAGUUUCCGUGGCAAGUGAGUCUUCAAUUCCAGAAUGAGCACCUGUGUGGAGGAUCUAUUAUAGGAGCUCGGUGGAUAUUAACAGCUGCACACUGUGUGUAUGGUUUUGCAUUCCCCCCUCUUUGGACGGUGCUCGCUGGACUCACAGAGCAACCAUCUACUGGAGCUAAGUAUCUCGCUGUGGAGAAAAUUAUUUAUCAUGGCCGCUAUAGGCCAAAAGGUCUGGACUAUGACAUUGCCCUGCUGAAACUGUCACAGCCACUUACCUUCAAUGGCUAUAUUGAGCCCAUCUGCCUGCCAAACUUUGGAGAGGAGUUUGAGGAUGAGAUAUGCUGGAUUUCAGGAUGGGGAGCCACAGAUGAUGGAGGUGAAGCAAGUUCAUCUCUGCAUUCUGCGAGGGUCCCGCUGAUCUCCGCCAAAGCAUGCAGUCAGCCUGAAGUCUAUCAAGGCUACAUCUCCCCUGGCAUGAUCUGCGCUGGUUACCUAGAAGGGGGAACCGACUCCUGCCAGGGGGACAGUGGUGGUCCCCUGGCCUGUGAGGACUCAUCUGUGUGGAAGCUGGUGGGAGCAACAAGCUGGGGUCAGGGCUGUGCUGAGAGAAACAAACCUGGGGUGUAUACCGCAUCACACAAGCUCUUACCUGGAUUCAUCAGCAAAUGGAGAGAGAAGAAACACUAAAUCCUUCUCCAAUCAGCUCAGACAACUGAAAUGAGUCCAGAUUUUACAUCCUGUGCAGCUCGUCUAAUGAUCGAAUACAAACAGUGUUAUCAAUGCUAGAAUGUGCGCUGGAAUUUGCUACAGGCUUUAAUAACCACGUACGGCUUUACAUUGAACACAGAGAGAAAUCUUCCGAAUUUCAAAAUGUUGACCUGAACGAACAGAAAUACUGAGGUGAAAAUUUUGCAAUGUUUAA
Molecule: messenger RNA, 1750 nt
Organism: Silurus meridionalis
Lineage: Eukaryota; Metazoa; Chordata; Actinopteri; Siluriformes; Siluridae
Gene: tmprss3a
Product: transmembrane serine protease 3a
Biological process (GO): proteolysis; acrosome reaction
Cellular component (GO): membrane
Molecular function (GO): serine-type endopeptidase activity; protein binding
Source: RefSeq, a predicted model, not a curated record